Hirsutella rhossiliensis is the source of this 372-nucleotide messenger RNA. RefSeq lists its product as uncharacterized. The transcript has a single exon. NCBI's taxonomy places the organism in Eukaryota, Fungi, Ascomycota, Sordariomycetes, Hypocreales, Ophiocordycipitaceae. Bases 1 to 372 code for a protein of 123 amino acids. The record is from RefSeq and is a predicted model, not a curated record.
AUGGACCGUGGCAAGAAGCGCAAGCCGAUGACUUGGCCGAAGUGGAACGGUCAACCUGAGUCCUUCCACUUCUACCUCGACCGUCUGGUAUUUAAGUACAAUACCGACGAAGAGGAGGGCCUAAACGGCAACAACAACGUCGUGUGGUACGAGAUCCUGCAGACCUUGCCGGAUCAGAUGAUGAGGAGAGUCGAGGGUUUUGGAGGCAAGAGAGCGCGAAGGGCAACCCAGACCCCGGAAAUUCUUCUCGCACCUAGCCCAGACGUUCGGCAGCGUGCAGCAGACAGAGAGGGCGCAGGACAGGCUGCGCACCUCAUUCAACGAGACAGCCAAGAGUUUGGGAAGUUCCUCCUGAAUUCGAGGAAACAUUGA